Messenger RNA from Wallemia ichthyophaga EXF-994, 744 nucleotides. Its product is annotated as 60S ribosomal protein L21-A. Gene Ontology annotation, molecular function: structural constituent of ribosome. The transcript is spliced from 5 exons. NCBI's taxonomy places the organism in Eukaryota, Fungi, Basidiomycota, Wallemiomycetes, Wallemiales, Wallemiaceae. Gene Ontology annotation, cellular component: cytosolic large ribosomal subunit; ribosome. The record is from RefSeq and is a predicted model, not a curated record. Bases 1 to 744 code for a protein of 247 amino acids. Gene Ontology annotation, biological process: translation.
AUGUCCAUGCCAGCGAAAGAGGAAAUAAACGCGCCAACGCCAGGAGACAUAAACCAAGUGCGAGAAUGGCUGACAGAGCACAAUUACACCACAGAUCCAAUGCAAGCGGUGCAGGAAUUGAAGGAGCUAGUAAACGCACACGCCAGGCAGACGAGUGAGGGACUGGAAGUGGAGGAAGGGUAUUCGGAGGCUUUCACCAAGCUCAGCGCGCUCAUCAAUAGCUUCAGAUUCGCUUUAGCGGAGGAACAGCGCAGACAAGAGCAGAUGCCUCACUCAUUUGGUCUCCGCGCUCGUACCCGUCACUUGUUCUCCCGUAACUUCAAGGAGCACGGUCCAAUCCACCUUAAAACCUACCUCACUCCAUACAAGGUUGGUGACAUUGUAGACAUCAAGGCUAACCCAGGUGAGCAACGCGGUAUGCCACACAAGUUCUACCACGGUCGCACCGGUAUCGUAUUCAACGUCGCUCCACGUGCCGUUGGUGUCAUCGUCUACAAGAUUAUCCGCUCCCGCUACAUCGAGAAGCGUGUCAACUUGCGUAUUGAGCACGUCAAGCACUCCAAGUGUCGUGAGGAGUUCUUGAGACGCGUUAAGAGCAACAGACAAGCUCUCUCUGAGGCUAAGCAAAAGGGCGAGCGUGUCAACCUUAAGCGUUCACCAAAGCAACCACGUGAAGGUCAAAUGCUCAAGUCAAAGACUACUCCAGAGACCAUCGCUCCUAUCGCUUACGAUACUUACAUUUAA